CCUAUCAACAUAGUAUAACUCUACUGAGUGCGAAACUAAGUCUAUUGUUUGUAGCUAUGCUAUUGACUAAUGUUUAUCGCUUAGUCUCUCCUGUAAUCUGGGUUACGGAACAAGUCAGCCGUGACACGUGUGACUGCUUGUUGUGGUUUUCUAAAUUAAAAUUUUAAUAUGAUAUAAUUUUGAUAAAAUCUUAGUGGAUAAUGAUAUGACAGUAACUCUGUUUUUUUCAUUGGAUGUGUAUUGUUUACAAUGAGAGAGAGAGAAAAGUAUAUAGGAUAGCACGGCUGAAAUACCAUUGCCAUAUUGAUGACGAAUUCUUGGUAUGACAUCAAACCUUUAUCAAUGAAUUAGCCAAUGGAAGAGAUGUGGCACUUUAUCAUUGAUGUUAUUUAUUAGAAGACAGAUGGUGAUUCUCAGUUACAGCACCAUGUUCAAGUGCAAUAGAGCAAUAAAUAUCAAAAUAUAGAAUCUUUUUCUUUUUUACAAAUCAACUUGAAGCACAGAUAAAAUCCCAAAAUGGUUGGCUUAUUACUGUUUCAGAGUUUAUGUUACAAUUUACCAUUUAUUUAGUAAUGUUGUGGUCAUCUGUUGAUCUGUUUUUGUCACUUUAUUGACAAUGGCAUUUUACUUCAUUUUAAUAUAAUUUUAAAACCUGGCUGGUUUAUUGAAUCUUAUGGAAAAAGUCAGUCAACUAUAAAGAAGAUUUCAUCAAAUAAAAGAAUGUAGGAUAAUGUUUCCAUUUAAGCCAGACCAUUCACUUUUGGCAACACACUUUAAGUGGAGACAAAACUGAUUCAUGAAAAGUUACCAGAAAGAAAUACUCCAUAAGAGAGUCUAAAAAAAAAAUAUUAAAAAAAAAACAAAAACAUGUCACAUUCUCAGCAAAAACAAUUUCACUGUAAAAUGUGUGGAAGAAGUUUUGUUCUAAGGUUUAACCUUUUACAACACAGGAGGACGCACAAACAGUUGAAGAUUGAUUUGUGUAAAAUAUGUGGUAAAAGCUUUCCUUUAAAAUAUAUUUUCCAUAAGCACAAACAAAUGCACAAAGGGGAAACAUCACAUACAGGUAAAAAGAAGGGUGUUGCUUGUUCCCCAAACAAUAAUUCUUACAAAGGAAAAGUGAGGGUUUCCCAAGAAAAUGAUUAUCAAUAUAUUAAUGAUAAUGUUUAUUCUCAGAACAGUUGUUCAUCAGACCAGAAACAUUUAUAUUAUGAAAGUAAAUCAUAUCAGCAUAAGCUUAGUGAUAAAUUAUUCCUUAAUGAUGGUAGGUUAUCUGAGCAUAUAGAAACACACAAUAAACACACUUCCUAUAAGCAUACAAUGGAUAGUAAAUAUUUCCCUAUUCCAAAUGCUGCAGGAAAGCAAAAUCAAAACCAGACAAGUGAAGUAUCCUUUCUAUGUGAAAUAUGUGGCAAAUUGUUUUUCCAAAGUAGUAGUCUGUCAAAGCAUAUUCAAACACACAUGGAAAAGAAAUCCUACUCUUGUCAAAUCUGUGGUAAAAGGUUUUCUGUGAAAAUUAGUUUAUCAAAGCAUCUGUGGUUACAUACAGGGGAAAAUCCAUUUUUAUGUAAAAUUUGUGGUGAUGCAUUUCCUGAAAAUAGUCUUCUACAAGAACAUAAACAGGUGCAUAUAAAUGAAAAGCUUUUUUCUUGUGAUGUUUGUGGUAAAGCUUUUCCUAAAAGAUCAAGUUUAUCAAGACAUAAACAAAUUCAUACGGGGUUGAAACCAUACAGAUGUGACAUUUGUGGUAAAUCUUUCAAUGCCAAUAACAAUUUCAACAAACAUAAACGACUGCACACAGGAGAAAGACCUUAUACAUGUGUAGAUUGUGGUAAAUCUUUCUCUACAAAUGGCACAUUGUUAAAACACAUUCGUGUACACACUGGUGAGAAACCAUAUAGUUGUGAUAUCUGUGGGAAAGCUUUUUCACAAAGUAGUAGUUUAGUUGAUCACAAACGAAUACAUACAAAAGAAAAACCAUAUUGCUGUAAUAUAUGUGGGAGAUGUUUCUCUCUGAAAACAAACUUGGUGAAACACGUUCGAACUCACACGGGAGAGAGACCUUAUACAUGCGAUAUUUGCGGGAAAUCUUUCUCUCAACACACCACACUGUCAAAACACACUCAAAUACACACUGGAGAGAAACCAUACCAGUGUGAAGUUUGUCAUAAAUCUUUUGCAGCAAGUUUCCACUUCUUAGAGCACAAACGAGUCCAUACAGGUGAGAAACCUUAUGCAUGUGAAAUCUGUGGCAAGGCUUUUUCUAAAAGAUUCAGUUUAUCACGACAUAAUCGAAUACACACUACUGGCAAAACCUAUGAUUGUGAAAUAUGUGGGAAAUCUUUUUAUUUAAGCACUGAAUUAAUCCAGCAUCAACGUUUACAUUCAGGAGAGAAGCCAUAUACCUGUGAUAUCUGUAAUAAACGAUUCUCUCUUAAAUCCACUUUAUUAAGACACCAUCGAUCGCACACUGGAGAAAAACCUUACAGCUGUGAGUAUUGUGGUAAAUCUUUUUAUAUUAAAGGUAAUUUAUUAAAGCACAAAUGGCUACACACUGGAGGUAAACCAUUUGCUUGUGAAGUCUGUGGGAAAGCAUUUGCCUCGAAAAGUGCAUUGUUGAAACAUAUCCGUGUGCAUACAGGAGAGAAACCUUUCAAGUGUGACAUUUGUGGAAGAUCAUUUUCACAAAACAGUAAUUUAACUCAGCACCAAAGACUACAUGAGCGAGAUGGUGUAGUUCCAUGAAAAACAACCUGUUGUGUUUCUUCAUAAAUUGACUAAUCUAGACUCAGCUUGGAAUAGUGUGGGUGGGGCAUUUCACAUGUCCAUACAUGUAUUUUAUAUAUUAAACAUGCAUUUUAUAUAUAUAUUUAUAUAUAUUUUAUAAAACUUUUCUUCAUUGACAUCAAUAAAAUAUUUUUUUGGUGUUUGUAACAAAACUGAAACAGAAUUAAACUGUGUUGACAUGUUCCCAGACCCUCUUUAUUAAGGCAUUUGAAGAUAUUCAUCUAUUCUGUUACAAUCUAGAACAAAGAUCUGAAUGCAUUUAAGAUUUUUUCUAUCCAUAUAUAUAUAUAUAUAUAUAUAUAUAUAUAUAUAUAUAUAUAUAUAUAUUAGAUUAUUAAGAAGAGGUAUGAGAGUGAGUCAAAAGCCAACUGUUUUAUGCCACUUACCCUAACUCUUGGUCUUUGAGUCUCUUUAGUAACUUUUCUGAUGAUUAAGGAAAACGUUUGCUCAUGCAUUGAGUUCUGUUUCUCCAGUUUAUUUCACCAAACCUGUUUCAGUAAA
Octopus bimaculoides (California two-spot octopus) is the source of this 3288-nucleotide messenger RNA. RefSeq lists its product as uncharacterized. NCBI's taxonomy places the organism in Eukaryota, Metazoa, Mollusca, Cephalopoda, Octopoda, Octopodidae. The record is from RefSeq and is a predicted model, not a curated record. Gene Ontology annotation, cellular component: nucleoplasm. Gene Ontology annotation, biological process: regulation of immune system process; negative regulation of transcription by RNA polymerase II; regulation of cytokine production. Gene Ontology annotation, molecular function: RNA polymerase II cis-regulatory region sequence-specific DNA binding; protein binding; DNA-binding transcription repressor activity, RNA polymerase II-specific.